ACUAUUUUGUUAAUUAUUUUUGUAAUACAAUUAUAAUACUUAGUUAAAGAAAUUGUCGUUAUGGGCAAGAAUCACAAACAUCAGAAGCAGUUAAAGUCGGAAAAGGCUAAAGUUAAGCUUAAAACUAAAGGUUCUAAGCAAUUACCAAAAGGAUUAAAUAUUACGGAUACAAAUUUCAAAGUAAAGAAAAUUGUAAUUCGCGAGCAGUUAAAACAGCAAGAUGCGACGCAGAUUCUUAGUCGUAGAAAGCUUAAUGUUAAGGAUCUAUUACUAAGAUUGCAGCAUUAUAAUUCAUCGGUGAGGCAAAAUGCAAUUAGAGAAUUAAAAGAGAUUGUAUCGCAGCACACGGUUGAUAUACUGAAUGUUCAGUUGAGCGAAUUACUUAAAGGAAUUUCAGCUCUAAUUCUUGAUAAAGAAAAGGCCAUCCGCAGAGAAUCCUUAAAAGCAUUAAAUUUGAUUUUAAAUGCCGUUUCAAAGGACCAAUUGAUACCAUUUUGUAAUAUUUUGAUUUCAUAUCUAACAUGUGCAAUGACUCAUAUUAAUCAGAAUAUAAUGGAAGACUCGCUUUUAUUUCUUGACAUAUUAAUUCAAUAUUGCAGUAAUUUUCUUGCAAGUAAUGGUCAUAAAAUUCUGCUAUAUUUCUUGGAUAUGAUUUCUAAGCUACAAAUACAAGCUCAGCCAGGUAGGCAACUGAUAACAAAGUUGAAUUCCAAAAAUACCAGCAUAAAAUGGCGAAUAAAAGUUUUAAAUAGUUUACAACAUUUUAUGCUGUCUAUUGUUAAUAAUAGAAAAUGUAUUCAAAAAAGCUUACCGAUAUAUUCAUCGAAAGUGCAUUAUGUUAAGGAUAAUGAUUUUUUUCCAAUUUAUUCUUCAAAUUCCCUACAAACCUGUUCAAUUAAUUUUGAGGACAUUCGAACUUAUAAGAAAUUGAAUAGAUUUGUGGAUUUAGAUUCGCUGCAAAAUUAUAUCGACUCGUUAAUGCCAUUGAUGCUCGAUAGCUGGUUAGAAGUGUGUCCAAAGCAGUAUGGUUCUGUUAAUAUUCAACGUUCCAUUUCUACCGAAGCAGUGUCUCUUUUAAAAUGUAUAACGAGUAUAAUUCAAUCGACUAUCGAAUACAUAAAACUACUUGAAAGAGAAAGAGGAACAUGGUUGUCUAGUAUAUGGUAUAAAAAUAAAUUUCAAAAUGUUUUUAUAAAAAAUUUAUUUCUCGAAUUUCCAUAUGUACAACAAAAGUGUGAUGUACAAAUCGGUAAGUCUCAAGAAGACUCGACGGUAAAUUCUUCAGAAAAUUGUUUAGAGCAGAAUUUAACUUUAUGUUAUAUUUACAUUUGGUUUACGACAAUACAUAAUAAUACGAAAAUUGAUAAUUUAGAUAAGCAUUUGAGCCUGAUAAUCCUUCAAUUUAUCAUAGAUAAGCUUGACAAUUGGACGGAUAGCCAAGUAUUUGCAGUUUCGUGUUUAACGAAAGUGUUGAGAAUUUUAUUAAUAGAAGCAAAUGAAAUUUGGUACAAAAACAAUAUUUCACUAGGAGGCGUCUUGAAAAGUCUUAUAAAUGCUUAUUUACAUCAAACAAGCCAUGAUUUUCAAAUGCAAUUAUUUAUGAUUCUUACAGAAAUUACAGUGGACCAUAAUUUAACAUAUUUACAUAGCGAGGACACUUUUAAGGAUUUUAUUAAAUCGCUUCCUGCCUUAUUACUUAAAAAGAAAAUUAAUAACAGCACAAUUCGCAUGCUUAACAAAGUUGUGUUACAAUAUAGAGAUUGGAUACAACAUGAAUUAAAAGAAAAUCACGAUUCCAUUAUUGAAAAUGCCAAGACUAUUGAAAUAAUAGAUUCUGACGAUGAACGGAACUCUCGAUUAAUGAUUUGUAAUCUAUUUUAUUUUAUGAACGAACAAGUUUAUUAUUGAGAAACAUAAAUUCAGCUCGCUGUAACUGGUAAAUUUGGAAUAUCCAUGCUAAUUGGUGGCCAGUUUGGAUUGCAUUUUAAAUCAUACUCUA
Molecule: messenger RNA, 1999 nt
Organism: Ceratosolen solmsi marchali
Lineage: Eukaryota; Metazoa; Arthropoda; Insecta; Hymenoptera; Agaonidae
Product: testis-expressed sequence 10 protein homolog
Exons: 7
Coding region: 61-1908 (615 amino acids)
Cellular component (GO): nucleus; MLL1 complex
Source: RefSeq, a predicted model, not a curated record